UGGCAACAUCGAGCAGGCAAACACCGAAUAUUUAUGCAUUUAACCACACUUACCCUUUUAUUAUUCUUUACGAAAAAACGACAUGCUGGCAUCCAAAGAAGACUAAACAUAACAAUGUCCUCUCAGUGCGCUUUCAAGCUUCUCUCCCUCGUUAGCUUAGCUUGUUAGCUGCUAACAAAGAGAAGCGGAAGUUAGCAUCACAUGCUAAGUGUUGUUAUUGUUUGUGGACGGUAUCGAAUGAUCGACUGUCUUCUGGCGCUGAAGGAAUAUUUGUAGUGUUAUCAAGAACGAUGUCGGAGUACGAGGAGGAACUUUCUCGAACAAAAGAUGAGAAAAAGCGUCAACAAACGGACGCUGUUUUCAAGCCUCAAAUGGAGUCACUCAGACCAGCUCCGAAGGUCCAUUUCAUUCAUGAAGAUGCUUUGAAUAAUCAAGGGAAGGCAGUGGAGAUUUCAGCGAGGAAGAUUUCCCCCCUGAGCAGCACGAGUGGAGCUCUUGGGUGGAGCAGGAGGAGCCCCGCAUUAAAGAGGAGGACGACGAGGAGGAGGAGCUUGUGCCAGCCCACAUUAAAGAGGAAGAGGAGGAACACAGCAUCAGUCAGGAAGAAAUGGAGGAGACCGACGUAUUCAAGCUUCCAGUGAUUUGUGUGAUUGUGAAGAGUGAAGACGAUGAAGGUCAGGGGUCACAGCUUGAGUCUAGUCAAAGCGAGGAGAGGAUGGAGGCGGAGCUUCCAUGCAGCAGCUCAAGAUGCAUGACAGGAGAAGCUGACUAUGAAGGAUCAGAAGCAGACAGCACCGUAGCUCCGCUAUCCAAAAGAGAUGACACGACGUCACCCACUCGUGACACUGAUGAUGAAGACUCUAAAGCGGACAUGACGGGCCACACGUUCAGCUGUUCAUUUUGUGGCAAAGGCUUCUCUCAAAAGGGCAAUUUGAUAACACACACAAGAACGCACACCGGAGACAAACCCUUCAGCUGCUCCGUUUGCGGCGAACAUUUCACUCAAAAGGGCAAUUUAAUGAGACACAGAAGAAAGCACGUCGACGAGAAACCGUUUGCCUGCUCAGUUUGCUGCAAAAGAUUCACCCAGAAAAGCAAUUUGAUCACGCACGAAAGAAAGCACAACGGCGAGAAACCAUUUUCCUGCUCGGUUUGUGGCAAAAAGUUUUCCGUGAAGGGAAAUUUGAACGCACACGCAAGAACGCACACUGGUGAGAAACCGUUCAGCUGCUCAGUUUGCGGGGAAAGGUUCUCUCAAAAAGGCAAUUUGAUGGCACACCAAAGGAAACACAACGGGGAAAAACCCUUCGCCUGCUCCUUUUGCAGUAAAAUGUUUCCCGUAAAAGGGAAUUUGUUAACACACAUAAGAACGCACACCGGAGAUAAACCGUUCUGUUGCUCAUUCUGCGACAAAAGGUUCUCGUCAAAGGACAGUUUAAAAGCACACAUAACGAUACACACGGGAGAGAAACCGUUCUCUUGCUUAGUUUGUGGCAAAACCUUCCCUCUGAGGGGGAAGUUGAUGAAGCACACGCGAACACACACCGGAGAGCAACCGUUUUCCUGCUCCUUUUGUGGUAAAAGAUUCUCUGUGAAGCGAAGUUUGGAAGCGCACACGACAACUCACACCGGUGAGAAACCAUUCAGCUGCAAUGUGUGCGAUAAAAGGUUCUCCUACAAGUACGACAUCACCAGACACAAGUGCGCCGGCGAGAAGAGCAGCGCUACAUAACGAGAUAUGACAAUUCCUCGGGAAAUUGUGCGUGAAUGCAGUCGACGCUGACGCCGAACUGCAAUGCUGUCAAACGACGAAAAAAAACGAAAUGCAGAUGAAAUUGUUUACGCCAGCCAGCAUCAAGUACCAAGUUAUACGACUCUGAGGUGUACACCUGCUGAAGAGGUGAUGUAAUGCUAAUGUUAUCAUGCUAACAAUUGGCAUAUGUCAAGUGCUAAUAUGACUCUGAGAAAAACUGUUACAAAAAAUGCCCAAACAGUUAGCAUGCUAAUGUUAAAAUGCUAACAUUUAGUUAUUUGACUGAGGUGUAUGGAGGAAAAAAUGGCUAAUAUUAGCAUUCUGACAAUUGGAGUUAAAUAGUUCUGAGAAGUACAGUGGAAAAAUUGGCUGAAAAAAGUUAGCAUGCUAAUUUUAGUAUGCUAAUGUGAGCAUGCUAACAGCACGUGCCACGUACAAAAUGAUAUAUUCGUUGGCAAAAUUGGCUAAAAAGGCUAGCUUGCUGAUAUUAGCAUGCUAACAUUUAGCAUAUGUAACAUUCCCUGGUGCUGAUGUGUGCUUCUUCGAUUAAUACCAGAAUGACAACGGUUACUGCAACAUCACUGAAUUAUUUUCAUAUUCGUAGGUGGAAUACCAAUGAUCUAAUCCAGGGUCAAGCUGUUAGAAGUCACAUAUCAACAUUCAUUCAAGUGUAAAAAGAGGUUAACCAAUAUUUAUAAUAAAAUCAGUCAAUGUGUACUCGUCCUUUUGUGACACACAACAAAUGUUGAGAGUGUUAUUGUCAGGUUCCAACACUGAUGACAUCUUUUAAACAAGACAAGAAGCAAAGAAUCAAACAGAGACAGAAUUCAAUUUGGCUCAAUGUUGAGGAGAGUCGCCUGGACACUGUACCCUUGCACAAUUUCCAGCACGCUCUGCCAAAAGAUUGCACGCCUCCUUCUUUUAUUUUUAUUUUGUACCCUCCCCGACCACAUGGCCACAGCUGCUUCCAAAGGACAAAGGUCGCGAACAGUUCACAGAAAGGGUCGUAAACAGUUCACA
Molecule: messenger RNA, 2773 nt
Organism: Nerophis lumbriciformis (worm pipefish)
Lineage: Eukaryota; Metazoa; Chordata; Actinopteri; Syngnathiformes; Syngnathidae
Source: RefSeq, a predicted model, not a curated record